Messenger RNA from Sorghum bicolor (sorghum), 5873 nucleotides. Its product is annotated as probable tocopherol cyclase, chloroplastic. Gene Ontology annotation, molecular function: nucleic acid binding; tocopherol cyclase activity; zinc ion binding. NCBI's taxonomy places the organism in Eukaryota, Viridiplantae, Streptophyta, Magnoliopsida, Poales, Poaceae. The transcript is spliced from 3 exons. The record is from RefSeq and is a predicted model, not a curated record. Gene Ontology annotation, biological process: DNA integration. The coding region runs from base 789 to 3665 and encodes 958 amino acids.
UCAGAAAAAUAAAGAUAUUGAGUUACUGAUAGACCUGCUAUUCAUAAAUUUGUUCUUGUUAGACAGCCAAUAUACCACUAUUGCAUUGCUGAGUUCACAUCUCAUUCAUAAACUAUGAUGCACAGUAGCACUGUUGAUUUGUACUUCUUAACGAUGCAUGUGAAAGUUUUCGUGCCCUACUUUUCAGUAAUGCUUGCAAAAACCCUAGCAGCAUGUAGUUCAUAUCUGGAGUGCAGCUGGUCCACUCUAAGAUUGUUCUUAUCUUCCAUCAAAUUACUUCUCUCUGUAAGACAUAAUCUGCUGCCCCCUUUCUCUCUUCUUCCUGUCCAGGACAGAGACAUGGUAGUGGAUCAGAUCAUCUCAUGGCUGGUCAAGUCUCUAGUCCUGUAGAGUAUAAGGCAAUAGGCCAUACUUGUACUAGUAGAAGUACACCAGCAGUAUGGCUGGUACUAGUGUAGUUGUUGGCUGAUUUCAGCCUUGUACCCUAGGAGUAUGUAGUUGGUAGAACUGUACCUUAGAAGGUACAUGUAGUGGUGUAUAUAAACCAGCCCAAUGCAAUGGAACCAGCAGCAAGUUCAUUGCCACUCAUUCAGUUCCAGUUUCAGUUCAAGUCUGAAACUGUGUGUGUGCUGUGUGUGUGCAGUAGUAGCUCAGGGCUUUUCUUCUACCUUGGAGCAGGGGAGAGGGAGAGGGGAGGAGAGCAGGUGCUGCUCACCUCGGUGCAGGGUUGCUGUGCCAACAAGUGGUAUCAGAGCCGUACAAGCCGUAGCUAGGUCCCCUGACCAGCAAUGGCGGAGAGUGCGGGCCGGAAUGGUGGCGGGGAAGGUGGUGAGCGACAGCUCCAACCGGCGCCACAAGUUGAGGUGCGCGUGGUGAAGGAGUUCGGUGGCAGUGGCUCCUGGCCCAUGCUCACCCGCACCAACUACGGUGAGUGGGCGACGCAGAUGAAGUGGAAGCUUCGCGCGCGCAAGUGGUGGCGGGCGAUUGAGGAGGAUGACCGCACCGAGGACGCCCAGGUGGGAGUCAUGGAGGCGCUCAUGGCCUCAACGCCGGCGGAGUACCAUGAGGCGCUGGGCGCGAAGGACACUGCGAAGCAGGCCUGGGAGAUGCUGGAGUCUCUGCGCAUUGGCUCGGAUCGAGCUAAGAGGGCGAGGAUUCAGCAGCUGCGCAGGGAGCUGAACGACAUCAAGUUCAAGCCCGGGGAAUCGGUGGAGGACUUCACCCUUCGCCUCCAGUCCCUGGCCACGCAACUGGCCACCUACGGCAAGAAGGUGGACGACGAGGACCUCGUCACCAAGCUGCUGUGCACCGUGCCGGCAAGAUACUCGCAGCUCGCCAUGUCCAUCGAGACCAUGCUGGACAUCUCCACGCUGUCUCUGGAGGACGUGGCCGGGCGGCUGCGGGUAGCAGAGAGCCGCACCACGCCGGCGCCGGAGAAGGAGAAGCCCAAGCUCCUGCUGACCGAGGAGGAGUGGUCAGCACGCAUGAAGGAGAAGAGGCGGUCCGGGGAAGGCUCCAGCCGUGGUGGCGGCGAUCGCGGCGGUGGCAAGCAGCAGAGCAAGGGGCCGGCAGACAAGAAGAAGGGGAAGAAGAAGUUCACCGACCCGAAUGCCUGCCGCAAGUGCGGCAAGGUUGGGCACUGGGCGCGGGAGUGCCCGGAGCGCAAGGAGAAGAAGGAUGAGGCGCACCUAGCUCAGGACGACAGCGACGGCGAUCACGCACUCCUGAUGGGGGUGUACUGCGCGGAGCAGAGCGGCAGAGAAGAAGUGUUGGAGGCGGAGCAGAGUCCUGCGCCACUGGCUAUCCAUCGCUUUGAUGAGCCGCGAGCGCAGGUCCAUCUUGGGGUCGCCGGAGAUGAGUCCGAGCAGAGGUGGUACCUGGAUUCCGGCGCGAGCAAUCACAUGACAGGCUGCCGCGCCGCCUUCUCUGAGCUGGACGAGAAGCAUGCCGGGAGCGUCCGGUUCGGGGACGGCUCUCGGGUGGAGAUUCGCGGACGAGGGACGGUGCUGUUCAGGUGCAAGAACGGGGAACACCGAGCGCUCUCGGAGGUCUACUACAUCCCCGAACUCCGGUCGAGCAUCAUCAGCUUGGGACAGCUGGACGAGCACGGCGCGGAGGUGCUUAUCCGCGGCGGCGUGCUUCGGAUCAGGGACCAGGACGGUCGGCUCCUGGCAAAGGUAAAGCGAUCACGCAACCGACUUUACCUCCUUGAUUUGAAGAUCGAGCAACCAGUGUGCCUAGCAGCAGCAUGCACGGAGAAGCCAUGGUUAUGGCAUGGCCGGUUCGGCCAUCUCAACUUCGAUGCACUGGGCCGGCUCGGGAAGAUGGUGGACGGCCUACCAGAGAUUAGGCACGCAGGCGAGCUCUGCGACAGCUGCCUGGCAGGGAAGCAGAGGCGGCUGCCGUUCCCCAAGGCAGCCAAGCGUCGCGCAGAGGAGCUGCUCGAGCUGGUCCAUGGGGACCUCUGCGGACCAAUCACGCCGGCGACCCACGGCGGGCGGAGGUACUUCCUCCUGCUCGUAGACGAUUGCAGCCGCUACAUGUGGCUGCAGCUUCUAACGAGCAAGGCCGAGGCAGCGGACUCCAUCAGGCGCUUUAAGGCGCGGGUGGAGGUGGAGUCCGGGAAGAAGCUGAAGGUGCUGAGGACAGACCGCGGCGGCGAGUUCACGGCGAUAGAGUUCGCCACCUACUGCGCCGAGGAGGGGGUGGGGCGCCAUCUCACUGCGCCCUAUUCCCCUCAGCAGAACGGCGUGGUGGAACGCCGGAACCAGACCAUCGUUGGGAUGGCGCGAUCGAUGAUGAAGGCGAAGAAGAUGCCGGGAGCAUUCUGGGGCGAGGCAGUGAGCACGGCUGUCUUCAUCCUCAACCGGGCUCCCACCAAGGCGCUGAAAGGACAGACUCCGUUCGAGGCAUGGCAUGGGCGCAAGCCUAAUGUCUCGUUCAUGCGCACAUUCGGCUGCAUUGGCCAUGUGCGCACCACCAAGCCAGGGCUUCACAAGCUGGAAGAUAGGAGCACCAAGGCAGUGUUCCUUGGCUACGAGGAUGGGUCCAAGGCCUACAGGCUCUACGAUCCGGCUGGCGGGAAGGUGAUGGUGUCCCGAGAUGUCGUCUUCGAUGAAGCGGCUGCCUGGAGGUGGGAGGAGGAGGAGACCGUUUUGGGGGAAGCUUCAGAAGGCGGUGGCAUCAACGACUCCUUCGACGUCGAACACCUGGUGAUUCAGGGCCAUGGCGCAGCGGCUGAGCAGUCACCAGAGCCUGCAGCCGGGAGAGGUGUCGAGUCACCUGUUGCAGCAGAGGAGCCACCCAGUCCAGGCAGGACUGGGCACCUGGAUACGCCCGGGCCGGCCUGGGAAGAGUUCCCUGGCUCACCCGAGCAGCGGACACCAGCUGCGGCCACCGUGGAGUACGCCUCGCCACCCUCCAACGUCUCAGACUUCGUGGAUGCUUUCCAUGAAGGGGAGGAGGUGCGGUUCCGGCGGGUGGACAACGUGGUCGGGGAGGCAGCCGUGCCAGGACUGGCUGAUCGGCUGCUCGACGACGGCGCCCACACUUUGCUCUUGAUGAGCGCAGAGGAGCCGGGCACGUUUGCAGCUGCGGAGCGCGAUGGAGCAUGGCGGCGUGCGAUGCUCGAGGAGAUGAAGUCCAUUGAGGACAACCGCACCUAGGAGCUUGUCGAUCCACCGGCGGGAUGCCGACCGAUCGGGCUCAAAUGGGUGUACAAGGUCAAGCGCGACGAGCGGGGCGCCAUCGUGAAGCACAAGGCACGGCUCGUCGCCCGCGGAUUCGUGCAGCGGGAAGGAGUUGACUUCGAGGAGGUCUUCGCACCAGUAGCGCGCAUGGAGUCGGUGCGACUCCUGCUUGCGCUCGCGGCAGCCAAGGACUGGCAGGUCCACCACCUCGAUGUCAAGUCUGCCUUCCUCAAUGGCGACUUGGCAGAGGUGGUCUUCGUCAAGCAACCGCCAGGAUUCGUGCAGGCGGGGCAGGAGCAGAAAGUGCUGCGGCUUCGGAAGGCGCUGUAUGGGCUGCGUCAAGCUCCACGCGCCUGGAAUGCCAAGCUCGACGCCACCAUGACGGAGCUUGGAUUCACACGAUGCGCCAGCAAGCAUGCUCUGUACACCCGACGACGGGGGAAGGAGCACCUCAUCGUCGGGGUGUACGUCGAUGAUUUGAUCAUCACCGGCGCGCGGGCAAGCGACAUCGCUCGGUUCAAGGAGGAGAUGGCCAGCCAGUUCAAGAUGAGUGAUCUCGGAUCGCUGUCUUACUACCUCGGGAUUGAGGUGAGGCAGGGGGCGGACUCCAUCAAGCUUGGUCAGCGGGCGUACGCGCUCAAGCUACUGGAAAGGGCUGGCAUGGUAGGCUGCAAACCAGUGGCUACACCGAUGGAGGAGCGCGUGAAGCUCUCCAAACAGAGCACGGCGGAGAAGGUGGAUGCCACCUUGUACCGGAGCACCGUCGGUGGUUUGAGGUGGCUCACGCAUACCCGGCCGGACAUUGCGUUCGCCGUCGGCUAUGUGAGUCGCUUCAUGGAGGAUCCGCGGGAAGAUCACUGGGCGGCAGUAAAGCGCUUGCUGCGGUACGUCCAGGGGUCAGCGGAGAUGGGGCUCAUCUUCCCCAAGCGUGGUGGGUUUCGGCUGUCUGUCUUCAGCGAGGCGCCACCCAGGACAGGGGAAGCAGAGCUGGCGGCUUACAGUGAUGCGGACAUGGCCGGGGACGUGGAUGGACGGAGGAGCACCUCUGGGGUGCUUGUGUUCCUCGGGUCUGCGCCGGUUGCCUGGCAAUCACUGAAGCAGAAAAUGGUGGCUCUGUCCACUUGUGAAGCGGAGUAUGUCGCGGCAGCGACGGCAGCAUGCCAGGUGGUGUGGCUCCGGCGGUUGCUGAGUGAGCUCACAGGAAGUAAAGCUCAGGCACCGGCACUGAAGAUGGACAAUCAGCCGGCCAUAGCAUUGGCAAAGAACCCAGUUCUCCACGACCGAAGCAAACACAUUGAUGUGAAGUUUCACUUUCUUCGUGAUUGCAUCGAUGGAGGGCAGCUGAUCAUCGAGUUCGUCGAAACUGGUCGACAACUCGCUGACAUCCUCACCAAGUCACUCGGGAAGCUUCGGUUUUAGGAACUGAGGAAGAUGAUUGGCAUGGUGGAAGUCAAAUGAGGGCAGCAAAGAUUAGGGGAAGAUUGUAAGACAUAAUCUGCUGCCCCCUUUCUCUCUUCUUCCUGUCCAGGACAGAGACAUGGUAGUGGAUCAGAUCAUCUCAUGGCUGGUCAAGUCUCUAGUCCUGUAGAGUAUAAGGCAAUAGGCCAUACUUGUACUAGUAGAAGUACACCAGCAGUAUGGCUGGUACUAGUGUAGUUGUUAUUGCCAUACUUGUACUAGUAGAAGUACACCAGCAGUAUGGCUGGUACUAGUGUAGUUGUUGGCUGAUUUCAGCCUUGUACCCUAGGAGUAUGUAGUUGGUAGAACUGUACCUUAGAAGGUACAUGUAGUGGUGUAUAUAAACCAGCCCAAUGCAAUGGAACCAGCAGCAAGUUCAUUGCCACUCAUUCAGUUCCAGUUUCAGUUCAAGUCUGAAACUGUGUGUGUGCUGUGUGUGUGUGCAGUAGUAGCUCAGGGCUUUUCUUCUACCUUGGAGCAGGGGAGAGGGAGAGGGGAGGAGAGCAGGUGCUGCUCACCUCGGUGCAGGGUUGCUGUGCCAACACUCUCCAAUUGAGUUCUAUCUUUAGCCCUCUUAAGAAUUUGAGGAUGGAUAGAAUGGGAUGGAGAAAGGUUUGAGUUUGAAAAUGCUCCAUCUUACUCAGAAAAGAACUGGGGUGGAGGUUUUCCAAGAAAGUGGUAUUGGAUCCAGUGCAAUGUCUUCUCAGGAGCUUCUGGUGAAGUUUC